UGCUUUUCUUCCCGUGCCCCCUGCACAAGUUAGCAUUCCCACCCUGGGACGGCACAGAGCUCCGGCACUACUCCACUCUACAGAGAUCCUACUCCACUCUACAGAAAUCAUAUUCUUCUCUGAUCUACCCAGCUCCUGUUGAUUAUAUCUGACGGUGUGUCUGCAAGAGGUACGGCUCAGGAUCACUGGUCUCCACCAACCUCUGUCCUCCGACCCAGCCCAUCUCCACUCAUCCCACCAGGUCAUCACACCUCUACGGCCCGGUCCCAUCUCCAAUCAUCCCACCAGGUCACCACUCCUCUACGGCCCGGUCCCAUCUCCACUCAUCCCACCAGGUCAUCACUCCUCUACGGCCCGGUCCCAUCUCCAAUCAUCCCACCAGGUCACCACACCUCUACGGCCCGGUCCCAUCUCCAAUCAUCCCACCAGGUCACCACACCUCUACGACCCGGUCCAAUCCACCCUCCACCAUUCCAUCAGUCUCUGAGGUGAAGACCCAGUACUGACAGCCAUCCCCAUCUGUAGCACAAAAAGGUGUGUGCCAGUGACCAGUGAGCAGUAGUGAUGGGGGACUGGAGUCUCCUAGGGAACUUCCUGGAGGAGGUUCAGGAACAUUCCACGUCAGUGGGGAAGGUGUGGCUCACCGUCCUCUUCAUCUUCAGGAUCCUGGUCCUGGGCACGGCCGCAGAGUCCUCCUGGGGAGACGAGCAGAGUGACUUCCUGUGCGACACCCAGCAGCCCGGUUGUACCAACGUCUGUUAUGACCAGGCGUUUCCUAUUGCACACAUCCGCUACUGGGUCCUACAGAUCAUCUUCGUAUCCACGCCAUCACUGAUCUACAUGGGCCACGCCAUGCACAUCGUAAGGAGGGAUGAGAAACGAAGGAGGAGGGAGCAGGAGAAGAGGGAGGAGAUGGAGGAGAGAGGAGAGGGGGGGUGCGUAUCAGGGGAGAAGGAAUACCUCCAGCAGAGGGAUUGUGGGAAGGUGCUGGAGGCGUCAGGGCAGAUUCGCCUGCGGGGAGCGCUGUUAUCUACAUACAUUCUGAGCAUUCUGAUCCGCACAGUGAUGGAGGUGACCUUCAUCGUGGUCCAAUACAUGAUCUAUGGAGUCUUCCUCAGGGCUCUGUACCAUUGCAAGGCCUGGCCAUGUCCCAACCCAGUCAACUGCUACAUGUCCAGGCCCACAGAGAAGAACGUGUUCAUCGUCUUCAUGCUGGUGGUGUCUGGUGUCUCCCUGCUCCUUUCUGUGGUUGAGCUCUACCACCUGGCCUACAGGCGUAUCAGGAAGUGCAAGCGUAACCACUCCGCCCUCAAGAACCGCACUCAUAACGCUGUGGCCAUUGCCAUUACCAGGGACCCCGACACCCCGCCCCAUCACAACUCCCCGGGCUGCACCCCUCCCCCUGACUUCAGCCAGUGCCUGGCAUCGUCGGAUACGAUGAACCCUAUGAACCCCAUGACCUCCAUGCCUUCUCACCCCUUCAACAACAGGAUGGCACACCAGCAGAACUCCGUCAACAUGGCCACUGAGCGCCAUCAUUCCCAUGACGAUCUGGAAGGGGAGGGAGGAUUCCUGAGAAUGAGCUAUACCCAGAUGCCAGGGGAGAUGCCCAACGGGUGCUCCGCGCCAACCCUGCUGCACGCCAGCUACCUGAAAGACAAACGCCGCUUCAGCAAGACCAGCGGUACCAGCAGCCGGGUCCGACCAGAUGACUUGGCCGUGUAGAACUAGACAGACAGAGAACGAGAGAGGGGCUGAGAAAGAGAGGAGGGAGCAGACAGGACUUUAAGACACAGCAGGAGAGAGGCCCUGCCUAGAGGAGAUUGGAGCAGGCUGGGUCUAUAGACCCAGAGACUGAACUGGAGCAGGUACUCUACCGGUCAAAAGUUUUAGAACACCUACUAAUUCAAGGGUUUCUCUUUAUUUUUACUAUUUUCUACAUUAUAGUAUAAUAGUGAAGCCUUCAAAACUAUGAAAUAACACAUAUGGAAUCAUGUA
Oncorhynchus gorbuscha (pink salmon) is the source of this 1998-nucleotide messenger RNA. Its product is annotated as gap junction alpha-5 protein-like. The transcript is spliced from 3 exons. NCBI's taxonomy places the organism in Eukaryota, Metazoa, Chordata, Actinopteri, Salmoniformes, Salmonidae. The record is from RefSeq and is a predicted model, not a curated record. Gene Ontology annotation, cellular component: connexin complex. Bases 565 to 1725 code for a protein of 386 amino acids. Gene Ontology annotation, biological process: cell communication.